AUGAAGAUUGAAAAAAUUGGAAUAAAAAUCCCACAUGUAGGUAAACCAUUGUGGGAAAUUGUUGGAAAUUUAAAAAAUUUUGGAGUUGGAAGGCUGAUUAUCGAUUCCUUAACGCUCAAAUAUUCUGAACCUAGUUUUUUUAAAAUAGUAAAAGUGCAGCCUUUGCCUCCUCCAACUAAAGAGCAUUAUGACCGGAAUGUUUUUGUUUGGGCUGAAGAAAUUUUUAAAGGAAAAAAAAUAGAAGAAAUCGUUUUUAAAAAAAAAAACGAAAUGCCUAAUUUUAUAUUAAUACCCAAACAUGAAGAGGAAAAAUAUUUAAAAUUAGCUGAAGAAUACAGUAAAAAAAAUUUAAAUAGAAUUGUUCCCAAAUAUAUGUAUUGGCCACCAUUGUACAAAAAACUAUGGGAAAAAAGAAAUCCUAAUAAGAAUAUACCUUUACUUGCGACAGUAAUUAAUGAUAAUCCCAAAGCAAUGGUGGAGUUAAGUAAAAAUGAUGAUGAAUUUCCUAAACCCACCUCAAAUUUACAUAAAAAAAAUGUACCAGUUGAAGAAAUGAUUAAAGAAAUAGCACAUUUACAAAAAAUUAUCAAUUCGCAUUCAUCAGAAACGGAUACUUAG
Pediculus humanus corporis (human body louse) is the source of this 618-nucleotide messenger RNA. Its product is annotated as mitochondrial 28S ribosomal protein S34, putative. Gene Ontology annotation, molecular function: structural constituent of ribosome. Gene Ontology annotation, biological process: mitochondrial translation. The record is from RefSeq and is a predicted model, not a curated record. NCBI's taxonomy places the organism in Eukaryota, Metazoa, Arthropoda, Insecta, Psocodea, Pediculidae. The coding region runs from base 1 to 618 and encodes 205 amino acids. The transcript is spliced from 3 exons. Gene Ontology annotation, cellular component: mitochondrion; mitochondrial small ribosomal subunit.